UACCUGAACCAGACAUAAUUGGACACAGUGUUGACACUGAUUUGUUAGUAAAGCUGCUGUUUUGUGUAUAUUUUCGGUUUCUCCUGGACUAUUCAAGAGCCAAUGGAUGUAAUCAAGUGUUUGCGCUCCCUCCUGGACCUCCAUGUUCAGCUGCAAAAAGCUGUAGCAAUUCAGGGAGAGAUCCAGGCACAGUUUCUUGCUCAGCUGUUACAUGCAGGUAAUGUGGACCCUCAGCAGUCUUCUCUUUCACAGCUGGACUUGAAAGGGGAUGAUCUGGAGUUGACACUGUCUGUCUUUGAACGGGCUCUGGACAACAGCAAAGUCCCAAAGGCCCAGUGGGGGACGAAGUUCUCACAGUUACUUUGUAUAAAGAGAGCAGAUAAGGAUGCUCACAUCCCCUCUAACCAGCUGAGUUAUGAAGCAUUAAAAGCAGAUGUAAGAAAGCAGGCAAGUGCCUCCGAGUAUCAGGGUUGGAGGGACUUCAAUGAGGUCCAGUAUGACCCUCAAAGAGGCAUUUGUGAGCUAAAACUUGGGGUGGAGGAGGCAGCCAAAAAGUGGCUUCAGCCUGAGAGAUGCAGCGCUGAGGAGGUGGUGAUGAAAGUGGCCCUGCAGAAAUUCCUUUCCGCCCUCCCACCAGGUGCUAUUCAGAAGACGGGCAAACAGCAGCCAAGAAACAUGGAGGAGGCUGCUAUCUUGGCUGCUGGCUUCCUAGAUGAGAGCAGAGGUAAAAGAGGCACAGAAAGAGACAGAGAGGACUGUGAGACACAUGCUGAACAUGUGUACUCAAGAGAUUGUAUGAACUCAAAUGAGACGAUUAAGAUGGAUCCUGAAACAGUGUACCAGUCCGAUUGCCAGAGUAUGGAAGUUAGGAUUGGGAAUGAGCAUUUUGAAGAGGAGCAGAACUGUUCAGAAGUUGUAUUAAGCCCAACACUGGUUGACACAAAGCCUGUAUUAAAUACUGAAGAAAUGCCGCUUGUUAGGAAUGAUGUACCGCUUGUUAGGAAUGAUGAUCAGAUUUUGCUACCUGGUGCUUGCUACAGUGGCAGGUCAGCUGUGACUUCACCAAGGCUUGGAAGUAAGAAUGGAGAUGUAAACACCAUGACGGACACAAAGUUAAAACGUGUGUUCGAUUGUUCAGAAUGUGGUAGUAAGUUCAAAAGAUUUGACCACCUGAGAAAACACAUAUGUACUCCUGGGAAAAGUCUGGGGUGCAAUCAGUGUGAUCAGCGCUUCCCCUCCCUCACCCAGUUAACAAACCAUCUACGCAUCCAUCGAAAAAUGUUACACUGUCCUGAGUGCAACAAAGCCUUCCGUGACCGUUUCAACCUCCGCAGCCAUCAGCGCACUCACACAGGGGAGCGUCCUCAUAUCUGCCUGGACUGUGGCUCAGCGUUUGCUCAGGAGCGAGGGCUACAGGAGCACCGCAACAUCCACACAGGCGAGAAGCCCUUCCAGUGCUCAGUGUGCAGGAAAGGCUUUCGCCACAGCCGUACGCUUGCCAAACACGUGGUCGUCCACUCGGAAGCUAGGCCUUUUAAAUGCACUGACUGCCCCAGAACUUUUAAAAUUAAAGACAACUUGAAGCAGCAUCAAAAGAAAAUGGGCCACGGCAUUUUCUCAUGAACAAACUAUGACACUCGCACAAACGCACUACUAAAUUAAGCAUGCAAUGAUGUCUAAAAAUGGUAAUAGUAGAUACUACU
This is a messenger RNA of Trichomycterus rosablanca, 1703 nucleotides long. Its product is annotated as zinc finger and SCAN domain-containing protein 22-like. NCBI's taxonomy places the organism in Eukaryota, Metazoa, Chordata, Actinopteri, Siluriformes, Trichomycteridae. Gene Ontology annotation, biological process: regulation of transcription by RNA polymerase II. The transcript has 4 exons. The record is from RefSeq and is a predicted model, not a curated record. Gene Ontology annotation, molecular function: RNA polymerase II cis-regulatory region sequence-specific DNA binding; DNA-binding transcription factor activity, RNA polymerase II-specific. Bases 103 to 1623 code for a protein of 506 amino acids.